AUGUUUAUUAUUGAUUUUAGUGUUAUUUAAAAUAUACGAAAUGGAACAUCGUUUACUUGCAGUUCAAGUUCUGCUCCUUCGAUUUUUGUUUGUUUAAUUUCAAAUUCCAACCAUUUGUGAGAUUUCAGUGUAAAUUUGUGUCCUGUUUUCUGUGUUUGCGAGUAAUUUAGUUAUUAAAACAAUAGUUCUAGUUAUGAUGUCGGAGUACUAUGAUCAUUAUCAUAGAUGGGAGCCACUAGCUGAAUUCCACUUUGCUAUAUCUGAUGAUAGUGCUGAUGAUGAUUAUAUUUACUGUUUAUGCAGUCGUGUAUUCUUGAGGGAUGGUUUGAAAACCUAUUUUGUCGAUAAGGGAGAUGCAAGUGAGAGUGAUGUAGAUGUACAAAGGGACUCGCAUUCCCAAGAAUGGGAGGACCAAUCUCAUGUCCAUUUUUCAUUGGAUACUUCCUACAAAGUUAAAUGUGAAAAAGAUGAAGGAGCCAGUUGCUAUUGCAGCGCUUCACACACAGAUAAUUACUGUUCCACUGACGAGCAUGACCCUGCACAAAUUCAUGGCACAGCAUCUCAUGCUUUACAGCCAAGCGACAGUGGCGCCGACCUCACAUAUCAAGAUUGCCAUUCAGACUACACAACCCUCAAUCAUGAAAAAAUGGACCAAGACUUCCCAUCACAAAACAUAGCUGAAUUCAAUGAAAACUAUUUAUCUGAAGAUAGUUGGGAACAGUUCUGGGCUAUCAAUGGUGAACGAAUCAUCUGGGCUUCUUGGAUAAAAAAAUACAGUGACUACAUCAACCCUGCCUAUUUAAAUGAAAAUAAUGAACUUAUCCUUGAUGAAAAUAACCUCCCAAAGCAGCAUUCAGCUGAUCAGAUUUUUACCACAGAAAAGACAGUUUUAAAUAAUGCAGAUGAGAGUUUGAGAGAAAGGAAGUUUUCUUACGAUUCAAAAGUUAAUCCGUAUAAGAAAAGUCAUAGUGAAACUGUAGAUAAGGCAAAUGUAAAUAGUGAAAAGGAUGAUUUGUGGAUGCCUAUGGCCCGGAAAAGGUCCUGUUCUGAACAUGACAGGAUUGUGAGUCCAAGAACAGUGAUUACAGGUACGGACUCUAUGACAAAUGUAACUAAAAUAACUCUAUCUAGUUAUGAUAUCACCUCUAGCCAUGUAACUUCAGAAUCAUCACCUACAGAGGACUAUAGUGUGUCCUCAUCGACUUCAGAUGAUCAGUCAAAUGAUCAGACUCGAAUAGCCAAUGUUAACGAAAGCAUAGACCAAACUGGAUCAGAGGAAUUAGAUACAGAAGAGUACUGGCAGUUUCUGUGGAAAAAACACUUUGGAGAACAAUAUGCAUUACAUUAUGCAAACUACAUUGAUUGUUACAAUAACCAAUGUAAAGAUUUGCCAGCAAUCAAUGUUGAAACAGUUCUGGAAGCUAUUAUACCUGAAGAAAAGGUAGUUGAUAUAGAAUGUGAGAACAGUGAAGGGAAUUCACAAGAAAUGCCAACAAUAAUAGAAGUUAAGGAGGUUGAAGAAAAAGUUGAUAAGAUUAAGUUAGAUGAUAAGAGUAAUAAGCCAAAAAAAAGGAGCAAGAAAGUUAGUAAUCGAUACAUGGGUUCUGUUGGAGUGUUAUUACAGAAUUUACUAAAAGAGGAGCAGAGAAAAAGUGAAUUGGAUGAGGUUUUUGAUGCUGGGGAAGGUGGUGAAGGCAGUAAGGAACCACAAGUUGAUGUUACGGAUACUGAUGUGGCUGUGUCCCAAAAUGUUCAACCUGUAAGCAAUAGUUUCACUCCAUUUAGUUAUGAUGAAGGAGAUGAUGAUCCACCUGAAGAUAAACCUGUUUCACUAAAGAGAAGCCACGAAAUUGAUGAAGACGAAAUCGCAGCUGAGAAAAUACAGUCCACGUUCCAGAUUAUGGGUUUCAGUAUAAAACCUGGUGAAAUGCCGAAGGGACAACUUGUGUAUCGGAGGAGAUUGACCAAACUGCGGCCCCCACGGUCGAGGAAGUUUGGCGUCGCCAGGAAGACGUACUUUGAUGAUGAGGGGAAUCCUUACCAGUCUCAAGAAUCCAACGAGGAGCGGGAAAUGCAAACAGACGAGGAAGUUCUAAACAAAUCAUUUGACACAAACCAAAAAUCUGACGAGACUACCUCCAGUUUCGAUGUUCUGAACAGAAGUGAUGAUACAAUUGAAGAUAACAUAUCAGUGGAGGCUGCCAAUGUGGACCUGCCCCCUGAAACUUUGAGUGAUGGAGCUGAUGAGCAGACGGAGAAUGCUGUAGAAUGUACAGUCCCUGUGCCGGUGGAGUGGAAGCGCAGACGCCGCAACAAGCGGCACGCGAGAGCCGCGGAGGUCUCGGAGAUGCCGGACGAGCUGAAGGACGAUCCCAAAAUGUACAAGUAUUGGAAGAAGAGGCACUCGCUCUUCUAUAGGUUCGAUGAAGGUAUAAAGCUAGACCGUGAAAGUUGGUUCAGUGUGACGCCGGAGAAUGUCGCGUCUCACAUCGCGGAGAAAUGUUCUUAUGACGUCGUAUUGGACGCCUUCUGUGGCGCCGGCGGGAAUACUAUACAAUUCGCGCGGACUUGCAAGAAAGUGAUAGCAAUGGACAUAGACCCGGUGAAGAUAGAGAUGGCGCGUCACAACGCUCGCGUGUACGGCGUGGACAACAUAGAAUUUAUAGUGGGGGACUACUUCCGGCUGGCGGCGGACGCCACAGCCGACAUGGUCUUCCUCAGCCCGCCGUGGGGCGGGCCGACAUACAAACAGAAUUCGGAAUAUAAUAUAGAAACAAUGCUCCAACCGAAACCAGCGUCUGAGCUGAUGGCUGUGACGAGGAAAAUUACGUCGAACAUAGCUCUGUACCUGCCCAGGAACACGAGGACUGAUCAGUUACUUGCCUUGGCGAAAAACAUCGGUGGAUCGAUAGAAAUCGAGCAGAGUUAUUUAGACAGGAGAUUUGUAGCCAUCACUGCUUACUUUUACGACUGAAGAGUUAUUUCCAUUUUUUUUUGUGAAUAUUUUCAUAACUUAUAACCUGUCUUUAAAAAUAUAUAAAAGCAAUUUAAAUGUUAAUCAUAUAUUGUGGGGAAGGGAUUCAUAACUUAAUGUGAACCAUAGACAAAUAUGUAUAUCUAAUUAUACUAUUUCUAAUUAAAUAUAAAAACCAGUAAUAUCACUUUAAUCAAUUAAAAUUUUUUUAUCAAUUUAAUCAAAAUUUUUAGUUUUGAUAUGAUUGCUAUGUUGCAGAAAGAGCGGUAUUUAUUUAUAAAAGUCAAAUAUUACUAGAUUGUCAUCGCGGCAAAGAAACUCUUUAUCGUGUUCAGUAUAAGAAGCUAGGCAGAUAAUUAUUUUAUCCGAAUUUAUAAAUAUGUUUUCUCAAAUCUUGAUUCUCAAAUUAUAAUUGUGAUAAUAGUUACUUACACAAAGGUCAUUGUGGUAAUAUGUGUCAGUGGUAUUAUUAAAUCUAAGUGUUAUAUAUAUAUAUAUAUAUAUAUAUAUAUAUUACUAGUAACAGGCAAUCCGAUUUAAUCGUAGACAGAGAAAUCUAGAAUCAUCUGAGAAUAUCUUUCGUUUCGCUCAUACAAAAAAGAAAUACACGAGAUAAAACGGGACAAAGCGCUAUCGUGUGUCCUGCUUUAGAACACCUAUCUUGUCGUUUUGUAUGAAAUAUGCUGAAUAUUAUAUGGAAAUGUUCUGUUUCCUUUGUUUACGCCAGUUCGUUAUCUUUGUCCAAUUUCAACCGAUAGAAAGGAAAAGGAAGGCCGUGUUCUUUCUCUUUCUUGUACUUCCUGCAUCUCUUUCUGCAGGUUAAUCCGCUAAAUCGCAAGUAUGUUAAUAGAAUAACUGUUGAAAUGAAAUACAGUAAAUAUAGGUGUGAUGGAAUGUAAAUUAGGAAAUAAUUACUUACCUGAUUAUAACCAGAGGGCGAAAUGCGAGUUUGCAUUUUCUUCUCUUCUCACUAUCAAAUCUAUUUAACGUGCAGCGAACCAAUCACACGGUCUCACUGCGAAUCGACUCGAUGUUGAGAUGUAAAUAGCAAAGUCGCACUACGUACACAGAUUAUUUAUAAACACUGGGUGGGUUUGUCUUAAUGAUAUAAAUUCAUUUAAGAUUGUUCUUCUAAACACUUUUCAAUUUGAAACUUAUGAUUUUAAUGCAUUGUACGUAUGAGCAUAUUUUCAUUUUUAUUUUUUCUAUGUAAGUAAAACUGAUAUAUUUUAAGAAUCGCGCAAAUGUUAUUUUAAGACUAAAUGGAAAUAAAUGUAAGUAAUACAUUUCUUUACACAUAUUUUGAUUUUUGGUCAAUUGUGUUACUAAUAUUAUUAUUGCUGUGAUCUCUUUUUUAGUCAACCUAUUAAUUUUUUCCAAACUUCAUACAUAACAUUAAACUAUAGAAAAAAAUUGAAAGCAGCUUUUUAGAGCUAGCACAGAAAAUUUGGUAUUUUUUGCCUUAUUUUUUCAUCAGUGUGAUUUUCUGAUUUAGAUUUUGUAAUUAAAUACAGUAUGUAAGAGUAACACACAAAAUAAAUAAAUGCGCUGGGUCCUCUUGGCUGGCAACACUGGGUUUUUAUCAACCAAUCUUGAUCACUCAUUACACUUGGUAUUGCAAUGGCAAAAAUUGUAGUUUGUUAAAAGUCAGUUUUCUGCUCUUCAUAGACAGACUAUUUAAAUAAAAUUAUUUUUCAGUUAACAAAACUACAAAAUAUAAUACUCUUGAACGAACCAAAGAAACCUUGCAGCUUAAAAAAAAACCUACUUAUUGUUGGUAUUUUUAUAUAGCCAGGUAUUUAAAGAAUCAUCACUACUUGAUAGCCAUAUUCGUAAGUCAAGUUAGAUGCCUUUAUACGACUUUAAUAAAACUCACAGCAGUAUUAGCAAUAACACACUUGAUAGAAUGGGAAGUAAAUUAUCAAAUUCAAAAUUAAAUCACUUAAGAAUAUGUACACAUUUUGUUGUAUAAUGAAUGCCUGUGUGUGUAAAUGAUUGAAUAAAAAUAUUGUCACUUUGUCCAGCCUGUGAAAAAGGAGUCAAGUUUAUUAUUAUUUUAAGAAGGGAUAUUCUUACAUUUAUUUCAACCAUAUAUACACAGUGUGAAAACGUAGGUCUUGACUCUAUCAAUGUUGUGAUCUUUGUAAAUAUCUGUUGAUGAAAAUAAAGUAUGGAAAUUUU
Plodia interpunctella (Indianmeal moth) is the source of this 5155-nucleotide messenger RNA. RefSeq names its product Trimethylguanosine synthase 1 (gene Tgs1). Gene Ontology annotation, cellular component: nucleus. Gene Ontology annotation, biological process: 7-methylguanosine cap hypermethylation; 7-methylguanosine RNA capping. The transcript has 10 exons. The record is from RefSeq and is a predicted model, not a curated record. Bases 194 to 2974 code for a protein of 926 amino acids. Gene Ontology annotation, molecular function: RNA cap trimethylguanosine synthase activity. NCBI's taxonomy places the organism in Eukaryota, Metazoa, Arthropoda, Insecta, Lepidoptera, Pyralidae.